UUCCUAACAAAAAUGUCCAAUAUUAAUGAACACCGGGAGCUAAAUAAUAAUAAUAAUAAUAAUACUGACACACCAACUACUACUACUGGUAGUGGUGGGGGUAGUGAUGUUCAACUAACUGAAGGCACAAUUAUAAGUAUUAACCGUUUGAUUAUGGAUUAUGGAUCACCAAUGGACGCACCGCCACCUUAUAGUCCCAUAAAUACUAAUAAUGUUGUUACUGGUGGUGGACAGGGAGCUAGUGGUGGUAGUGGCGGUGGUAUUGGUGAUGUUAAAUGUCAAGUGUGUUUCAAUUUGAUAUCUAUGCCAUCCAUAAGCAGCCGCCGUCGCCGCGAUUAUGAUGACUGCGACUAUCAACCCGUCAAUGACCGUACUGUUAGCUGUAACUACUGUAAUGAGGAAACGCCCAUCAAAGCACCGCCCGUCGGAAUGUGUUACUACCGGUGCCCACAGUGUCACUGUCUAUUGAAACACUCGGCCCGUGCCCUACGUAUACGAUGCACCCGUACUACGUGUAAACAAUGGCAUACCCUUAACAACAAUAGUGGUUAUCAGCCAAAAUCAGCAGCAGCAGCAGCACCUGUACCAUCAUCAUCAUCGACACCAACAUCAAGCAACUACUAUAGUACUAGACCUACCAGAUCAUCGGCCAGUGAUCUAAAUAGAUGGUUGGCUGAACCAUCAUCAUCAUCAUCAUCGGAACCGGUAUCUAAAACAUGCACCACAAAUAAAAAAUUCAUAUUAAUUAUAUUUAUUAUUAUCUGCAAAAUUUUAAUAAUUUGUUUUUGUUUUUUAACUUAAUCAUUGAU
Messenger RNA from Oppia nitens, 809 nucleotides. RefSeq lists its product as uncharacterized. Gene Ontology annotation, cellular component: plasma membrane; late endosome membrane; phagocytic vesicle membrane. Gene Ontology annotation, biological process: phosphatidylinositol dephosphorylation. Gene Ontology annotation, molecular function: phosphatidylinositol-4,5-bisphosphate 4-phosphatase activity. The record is from RefSeq and is a predicted model, not a curated record. The coding region runs from base 13 to 801 and encodes 262 amino acids. Lineage: Eukaryota; Metazoa; Arthropoda; Arachnida; Sarcoptiformes; Oppiidae. The transcript has 2 exons.